CCCUGCUGGCGCAGCCUCGCUGAUUCUCUCUCCCUCCCCGCGUCCAGCGCUGGGCUUUUUCAGACAAGUGCAUCUCCUAACCAGGUCACACUUCAGCCGCGACCCACUGUCCGUCAGUCACCGGAGUCAGACCGCAGGAGGAAGACGGCGGCGUGAGCUUCGCCGACCGCGGGCUGGGAGGAAGGACGUUAAAAUACUGCAGAAGUCGAGACCCCGCAGGUCGAACCCAGAGCACGAUGCGCGCCUCGAGCUGCGGGCGGCUGGCGCUGCCGCUGCUGCUCCUCGCCGCGGCCGCCCUGGCCGAAGGCGACGCCAAAGGGCUCAAGGAGGGCGACACCCCCGGCAAUUUCAUGGAGGACGAGCAAUGGCUGUCGUCCAUCUCGCAGUACAGCGGCAAGAUCAAGCAUUGGAACCGCUUCCGAGACGUGAGCCACCUGGAGGAUGACUACAUCAAGAGCUGGGAGGACAAUCAGCAAGGAGAUGAAGCCCUGGACUCUACCAAGGACCCCUGCCAGAAGGUGAAGUGCAGCCGCCACAAGGUGUGCAUUGCCCAGGGCUACCAGCGGGCCAUGUGCAUCAGCCGCAAGAAGCUGGAGCACAGGAUCAAGCAGCCUACCAUGAAACUCCAUGGAAACAAAGACUCUGCCUGCAAGCCCUGUCACAUGGCCCAGCUUGCCUCUGUCUGCGGCUCUGAUGGCCACACUUACAGCUCUGUGUGCAAGCUGGAGCAGCAGGCGUGCCUGAGCAGCAAGCAGCUGACGGUGAGAUGCGAGGGCCCCUGCCCCUGUCCCACAGAGCAGGCCGCUGCCUCCACCACCAAUGGCAAACCAGAGACCUGCACAGGUCAGGACCUGGCUGAUCUGGGAGAUCGGCUGCGGGACUGGUUCCAGCUCCUGCAUGAGAACUCCAAGCAGAACGGCUCAGCGAGCCCGGCCAGUGGGCUGGAUAAGAGCCUCGGGGCCAGUUGCAAGGACUCCAUCGGCUGGAUGUUCUCCAAGCUGGACACCAGUGCCGACCUCUUCCUGGACCAGACAGAGCUGGCCGCCAUCAACCUGGACAAGUACGAGGUCUGCAUCCGCCCCUUCUUCAACUCCUGUGACACCUACAAGGACGGCCGGGUCUCCACCGCCGAGUGGUGCUUCUGCUUCUGGAGGGAGAAGCCCCCCUGCCUGGCGGAGCUGGAGCGCAUCCAGAUCCAGGAGGCUGCCAAGAAAAAGCCAGGUGUCUUCAUCCCGAGCUGUGACGAGGACGGCUACUACCGCAAGAUGCAAUGUGACCAGAGCAGCGGUGACUGCUGGUGUGUGGACCAGCUGGGCCUGGAGCUGACUGGCACUCGCACGCACGGGAGCCCCGACUGUGAUGACAUAGUGGGUUUCUCAGGGGACUUCGGGAGCGGUGUCGGCUGGGAGGACGAGGAGGAGAAGGAGACGGAGGAAGCAGGCGAGGAGGCCGAGGAGGAAGAGGGCGAGGCGGGCGAGGCGGACGACGGUGGCUACAUCUGGUAGAUGGCCCUGGGGCCGUGGCAGGCCAGGGUGCCCACGGCCGGGGAGGCGGGCCAGCAGAGGCCUGUACAGAAGCAGGCAGCUUGGUGAAUGGAUCCAGAAAAUACAGGCAGAAGGACCCUGGCUCCAAUGGUGGGACUGUAUGCGUGAGUGUGCAUGGCACGCGUGUGGCGUGUUUGCCUGGGAUGGAUGAAUGCGUGUGUGUGCCUGUGUGACAUGCACUGACAGGCGUGUCCUUGACCCACACUGCUCCACAGGCCCUCUGGCCUCCUUGUAGGCAUUUUCUUUGUUGUUUGUUUUAAAAUACUUACAUUCACACACGUACAGGUCAAAAUUGGUGAAAUGUGAUACCCCCUGCCAUGUCCCCCAGUCCCCUUCUGAUACCCUGGUUUCCACCCUGGCUCAGCAGGCCCUGCCUCCUCCCGCCCCUGCCUGCCCUUCUCCCUUCCCUUUCUGAGGUCAAGUUCUGCCCUUCUCCCUUCCCUUUCUGGGAGGGAGGGCAGGGAGCUGUCUACUAGCUGGGGGUCCUCCCAAAACUGGGCCAAUUCGGUGUGACACCCCCACCAGCCUCACAUGAGAUGGGCCAGGACACCUGGCCACAGCAAGCCCCGUCCCUUCGCUAGAGGCAGGGAGGACCUUGCCAAGCUGUCUGAGGCCCUUCCCAUGUGGUGGGGUGGAGCGGGGUGAGAAGGGCCGACUCAGCAGGGGGGUCUGCAGUUGCACACCUUGGGUGGGGCUCGUAGGAGUGAAGAUGGAGCAGUGCUGAAUGCAUGACCCUGGGAUAGCCUGGCCCCUUUCUGUGGGUCUCAUGUGGCCUGGGCUGCUCUCUUGGAGACAGGGGCCGUGGCUGUGCUGAUGAGCUCUGCCUGGCUGCCCCGGUGCAGCCUGUGUGGUGCUGCUCCUGCCUCCAUCCCCCUCAUUGGGGCCCCCUUGUCCGCUGCAGGGAGCCUGAGGACCAGGAGCAGCAGCUGAGGGGUGUUUGUGUGCCCACCUCCUCCCUGACCCCUCAACUAAAUGCUCCCCUCCUGCUCGGACCAAUAGACAGACUGGCGCCGAGGCCCUGUAAGAGAGAAGCCGGUAGAAAGCCACAAGCUUCCUGCUCUCCAAGACCAUGAUCUUUCCCCAACUCUCCUCCUCAAGGGAGAGGCACCCGGGGACCAGCCCCACCUGUCCCAGCCCCAGGUUUCCCUCUGCCCCUCUCAGGUCCCCUGGGGCUGCUCUGGUGAAGGGGCUUCUCCGUGCUCUGUUUUGAAACCCUGUCAUGUGCAGGAGUUGUGAAAAAUCAGUUGGGGGACAGGACAGGGGCAGCCAGGCUCUGAGGCCACACCUCGCUGUGCGCCCAAUUCUCCUGACCAGGUGGGAGCUCAGCGUACCAGAGGACGAAUGCCCAGGGCUUUGUUAUUGUUGUUUUCCCUAAUCUGUCCAGUUCUCCCCGUUGAAGCAAAUUCCUUAACACUUUUGGUGAAGAAUUUCUUACUCAGACUUGGGCCUCCGACGCCUUUUGGUGCAUGGUGAGUGCAGUGCGUGUGUGUGUGCUUGUGCGCGUGUGUGCAUGCGUGUGUGUGUGUGUGAGAAUCCAGGGGCAUCCUGGUGGCCUGGGAGUGUGAGAGGGGCCCCCAGUGCUGGGUGAGCAGCUAUGAGUGUGGGCAGCGGGGUGUGGGGUCCACAUGGUGAGGCUCCCAGCCUGGCUCUCCUGGGCUUCUCCCAGCAUCCGCUGAGUGUCCGGUGGACUUCACAGAAGAGCCUCACUCUGUCCACCCCUUUACUCCACCCUGGAAUCAACAUCUUCCAAGUCCGCUCUUGGGGGAAAUAACUAAACUCCAUUUAGCCCCAUAAAGUGCUUCUCAUUCUGCAGCAGUUCUGAUCGUGGAGGCGUCACCCUGUUCCAGGUCCCCCAGCCCCUUCUUCCUCUCCCCUUCCCUUCCCUGCCGCCUCCUUCCUCUGGUCCCCUGCGCAGUUCAGGGAAAUGCUGUUUCUUGGCAGCCCUCUGCUCUCCCAGCUACUUGAAACUACUUGCUCUCGCUAGGAUUGGAGACUGCUGGUCUCUUCCCUUGGCCCCAGCUGGACUUCUGGAACUGUCCUCCUUGGGGAAGCUUUCAAGGAUGCCGGGGCGCUGUAGGGUGGGGAGGGGGCAUGGAGGAAGGGUACCCCUCCUCCUCCUUCUCUCCGUUGCUCUCCCCUCCUGGGGGGCUGUGAUCUAUCUGUGUCUCUGGGUCUUCCGAUUGUGCACGUUUAUUUGACCUUGUACAUAUGUUUUAGGAAGAAAGGAAAAGGCGUUGGACUAGCUCCUGGCAGGACUGCAGGGGUCCAGACUUGCCCUGUCUCUGAAGCCCCUACACUGCUUAUCACUUUACUGAGACUGAGGCCCCCACAAAGGUGGACAAAAGCAGGUGUUCCCAGUGGGGCUUGUCAGACAAGCUUAAGGUUUCCUCGCAAGCAAGGUGGCAGGCUGGUCCUUCCUUAACCCUUUGGACUGGUGCCCUUGACCAAGCUGCCUGCCCACCUCCCUGGCUCCUCCGUGCCCAGAUGCCCUUGCCCCAUUCUCCCCCCACGCCCCUGGCUUAGGCAGACAGGGCAAUUAGGGCUGCGUUGGAAAGAGCUCCCUCGACCGUUUUAAAAGAAUGCUUUCUUGUCUGGCCUGGAGGUGCCCUUGGCUACCCCAGGCCUCCUUGGCCCAUGGGUGCUGGGAGAGAUGAUGUCUAAGAUGGGGUAGGUUGGAUUGGAGAAAAUAAAUGUGCCUUGAGAGACCACUUGGAGAAGGUGAUGGAGAAGGUGGCAUGGCUUGGGCAGCUCUGGAAGGAGUGGGAUAGGGCAUCGUGACUGCCCCCUAGUGUCCUGCUGGGGCUGUGACCACACGUGGUGGGUGGUCACACUUCCUUGCUCCAGCAUGCCUAGUUUUAGUGGGCAGGUCACCCAUCCAGCCUUGCAUGAGCUCCGUCUCCCAACUUCCUCCCUGAUGGGUGGGGUGGUCCGGUUUAUAGCACCAUGGGACCCUUCAUUUCACUGAAGCCUGAGCCCUCAGCCCCUAGGGACAACUGACAGCCGCACUUUGACACCUGGGGUCAUUGUGAGACUGUGGGCUGGUUGGGGUUCCAGGGAAGAGACACUGGGGUUGCAAAAGGUGACAUCUGAGGAAGUCCCAAGCAGAGCAAACUGCUUUAUAGCCUGAAGCCUACUUCAACUGUGUGAUGUGCAAUAAUGGAGCUUAGAGUUAAGAAUUGUGUUCAAGUGCUUGGAUUUCCGUCUGUAGAUUUAAGUGCUGAAAUUGUAUCUCUCGGUAAUUUUAGAUGUCCUAAAAAAAUCAAAAAACAAAGUGUUAGACUGUGUGCAUUGAUGGGCACUCAAGCGUCCCGCGGAUCACACCUCUCCCUUUCCCCAGCGCCCCCAGCCCCUCACGCCCCACCCCCCUCCUCCACUUGGGGACCCACUUCAUGUUGUCUUUAUCUGCCUAUUACUCAGCCUAAGGAAACAAGUACACUCCACACAUGCAUAAAGGAAAUCAAAUGUUAUUUUUAAGAAAAUGGAAAAUAAAAACUUUAU
Cynocephalus volans (Philippine flying lemur) is the source of this 5042-nucleotide messenger RNA. RefSeq names its product SPARC (osteonectin), cwcv and kazal like domains proteoglycan 2 (gene SPOCK2). Gene Ontology annotation, biological process: anatomical structure development. The transcript is spliced from 11 exons. Lineage: Eukaryota; Metazoa; Chordata; Mammalia; Dermoptera; Cynocephalidae. The record is from RefSeq and is a predicted model, not a curated record. Bases 237 to 1505 code for a protein of 422 amino acids. Gene Ontology annotation, molecular function: calcium ion binding; collagen binding; extracellular matrix binding.